GCAAGUUGUGGAGCCUGUCAAAUGGUGAUGCGUAGAGCGAGAGAGAUGCAACAGCUAUUCAAAGCGCAUGCUUUCUAUCCAACAGCAACAUUACCUAACACUUGUCAAUCCUCAUUCCUCUUGUCACUAACCCACCCAUCAUAAGUCUCUAUUCCUUUUAACACACAUCUAAAUGGUAACACUAAUCCAAGAACACUCUCUCGUCUAAGGCUAUGAUGCCUCUCUCUUUUAUUCUAGCCGCAAUAGCAAUAUCCAUCUUCUUACGCUCCCUCCUCGGCUACCUUACUCGGCCUACCCGUGCACUCCCGCCGGGCCCAAAGCCAUGGCCCCUCGUCGGGAACCUACCCCAUCUCGGCCCCAUGCCCCACCGCUCCAUGGCGGCCCUAGCUCGGUCCUACGGGCCGCUCCUGCACCUGCGACUCGGGCUUGUUGAUGUGGUAGGCGCGUCGGGCUCCGUGGCAACCCAGUUCCUGAAGACCCAUGACGCCAACUUCUUGAGCCGGCCACCCCGCUCUGCAGGGAAGCACCUUGGGUACAACCAUCAGGGCAUAGGGGCCGUACCAUACGCCUCAAGGUGGCGGAUGCUGAGGAAGAUAAGCACUGUCCACCUCUUCUCCAGCAAGGCUCUCGACGAUUUUAGGCAUGUACGCCAGGAAGAGGUUGCGAUACUCACGUGUGCCCUAGCACAUGUGGGCUCGGCCUCGGUGAACCUAGCCCAAUUGCUCAAUGUGUGCACGGCAAACGCGCUAGGGCGGGUGAUGCUUGGGAAGAGGGUGUUGGGGGAAGGAAAGGGGCAGGACAACCUGAAGGCGGACGAGUUCAGGUCGAUGGUGGUGGAGAUGAUGGUGCUGGGCGGCGUGUUCAACAUUAGCGACUACGUGCCGGCCCUCGAGUGGCUCGACCUCCAAGGGGUCGCGGCCAAGAUGAAGAGGCUACACAAGCGCUUCGAUGCCUUCUGGACGGCCAUUUUGGAGGAGCACAGGGCCAACAUGAGCAAUAGUGGGAAUAAGCACAAUGACUUGUUGAGUACUCUGAUCUCUUUGCAGGAUGUUGCUGAUGAGGAAGGAGGGAACCUCAUGGAUACCGAAAUCAAAGCAUCGGUUCAAACCAUGUUCGCGGCGGGCACCGACACUUCCUCUAGCACUACGGAAUGGGCCAUCGCCGAGCUCAUCCGGCAACGAAUCCUGGCCCGAGUCCAGGAAGAGAUCGACUCCGUGGUGGGACGAGACCGCCUCGUGACCGAGCUUGACCUGCCUCGCCUGACGUACCUCCAAGCCGUGGUCAAGGAAACCUUCCGGCUCCACCCGCCCACCCCUCUAUCCCUCCCACGAAUCGCGGCCGAGAGCUGCGAGAUCAAUGGCUACCGCAUCCCCAAAGGCGCCACGCUACUGGUCAACGUGUGGGCCAUAGCCCGCGACCCCGAAGCUUGGGCCGAGCCCUUGGCGUUCCGGCCAGAGAGGUUCCUGCCGGGCCACGAGAAGGCCAAUGUCGAUGUCAAGGGUAAUGAUUUUGAGCUCAUUCCGUUCGGGGCCGGGCGCCGGAUAUGCGUCGGAAUGAGCCUGGGCUUGAGGAUGGUCCAAUUCAUGACCGCGACGUUGGCCCAUGCUUUCGACUGGGAGGUGGCUGACGGCGUUUCGCCGGAGAAGCUUAACAUGGAUGAAGCUUUCGGGCUCACCUUACAGCGAGCCGAGCCUUUGUUGGUCCACCCGAAACCGAGGCUUGCCUCACAUGUCUACAAGGCAUCAAGUUGAAGAGCUAGUGAACAUCAUUUCAGUAGUUUUUUUUCGCAUUUGGUUGACGAAUAAUGAGGGCAAUUUGCUCGAACAUUAAUUGUAUCUACUUGCGGUUUGACGAUUAAAAGAGUAGAAGUGAUAGAUAACGAGAUCAACAUGUAUCGACCAAAUAUAGGGCUAUCGAUUUUGGAACCCUAUUUUUGGAAGUUGGAAAGUUUUCCAUCUUUAUGUAUUUCUUUUCUUACAAGUAAAUCUUCCGGAAUGUACUUUUGGAUAUAUAAA
Molecule: messenger RNA, 2015 nt
Organism: Eucalyptus grandis
Lineage: Eukaryota; Viridiplantae; Streptophyta; Magnoliopsida; Myrtales; Myrtaceae
Product: flavonoid 3'-monooxygenase
Molecular function (GO): oxidoreductase activity, acting on paired donors, with incorporation or reduction of molecular oxygen; monooxygenase activity; iron ion binding
Source: RefSeq, a predicted model, not a curated record